AUGAUUGAGUGGAAAUUCACUGGAGCCUUGGCCCCUUGGAAAGAUGGCAUUUAUGAGCGCCUGAUAGGUAUAACAAAAAAUUCUCUUCGUUGCGCAAUUGGUCGACGAAAAGUUAGUGAUUCAGAGUUGCGAACUCUGUUAUCAGAAGUAGAAGGAACAAUAAAUGAACGCCUCUGGCUUAUCGAUUCAAUGGAUAUCUUGCGACCGAUUGAUUUUUUGUUACCAAGGGCUUUUCUAAUUCUUGAUGUGCCCUCGGAAGGGGGCAUCGCGAAGGCUGACCCACUUGGGCUAAGUAAUCGAGAAAAACUGUUGUUGCAAUGGAACAGAACACAGCAGUGUUUAGCUGUCUUUUGGAAGUUUUGGCAAAGAGACUACUUGAACGUGCUUUGCGAACGCACACAGCGCUUCCGUAAAGGACCUCAUAGUCAAACCCUUCGACCACCUAGAAUUGGUGAGAAGAAAAAAUGCCUCGCGGGUCUUGUUAAAAUUACACAGCUCAAUCAAGGCCUUGAUAAUCAGAUUAGCAAAGUUGAAUUACAGACACAAGCAGGUCAAAAAAUAUGUCGGCCUAUUUCUUUACUGUAUCCACUGGGAAUUACGGAAACCGUAGAAGAAGAUCCCAAAGCCUUGAUCUCGCAAGUUGACCCCAAUUUGGACGUUUCCGAUUCAGAUACUGAUGAAGUGUCACCGCAUUUUACUAAAACAGUGGUUCAGAAGGUUCAUUCUGCUCAUUUCGGGAAGAAAUCUAACAGACCUCGUGGCCAAUACCCAUUUUUUCUUUCGUAG
Messenger RNA from Gongylonema pulchrum, 786 nucleotides. The record is from the annotation of a GenBank genome assembly. NCBI's taxonomy places the organism in Eukaryota, Metazoa, Nematoda, Chromadorea, Rhabditida, Gongylonematidae.